Molecule: messenger RNA, 789 nt
Organism: Asparagus officinalis (garden asparagus)
Lineage: Eukaryota; Viridiplantae; Streptophyta; Magnoliopsida; Asparagales; Asparagaceae
Exons: 2
Coding region: 1-789 (262 amino acids)
Source: RefSeq, a predicted model, not a curated record
AUGGGAAAGCCAAAGUAUUUUUUUAGGAUUGAAGUUGCAUAUAAAAAACAUGGCCUGUUGUUGUCCCAAAGGAAGUAUGUGCUAGAUUUACUAGAAGAAGCAGGUCUCUUGGAAUGCAAAUCUGCAAGCACUCCAAUGGAGGCAAAUGUUGAUUUGUGGCGUGAUGAUACCUCUCUAUUAGAUGAUGCUGCACGAUAUAGAAGACUAAUUGGGAAGCUAAUAUAUUUGACAGUUACCAGACCUGAUAUUACUUUUGCAGUAGGUGUACUGAGCAGGUUUAUGCACAAACCUAGAGAGGUUCAUUGGAAAACAGCUCUGAAGAUUUUGGCAUAUGUCAAAAGUUGUCCAAGCAAGAGAUUGUUAUAUAAGAAGCAUGAGCAUACUCACAUUUUGGCUUUCUCUGAUGCUGGCUACGCAGGAGACAUGGGAGACCGAAAGUCAACCUCAAGAUUUUGUACUUUUGUUGGAGGUAAUCUUGUGACUUGGAGAAGUAAGAAACAAGAUGUAGUAUCACGAUCUAGUGCAGAGGCCGAAUAUAGAGCAAUGGCUCACACUGCUUGUGAGAUGGUGUGGCUAAGAAAGUUUAUGACAGAGCUUGGUUUUGUUCAGUCUGGACCCAUGCCAAUGCAUUGUGACAACCAAGAUGCUUGGGAGAAGAAGAUAAUAUCUCUCACAUUCACUCCGUCCUCACAACAACUUGCUGAUAUUCUUACCAAUGCUACUUCUUCAAAGGUGUUUUCUACUAUAUGUGACAAGCUGGGCAUGGUGGAUAUUUAUGCUCCAGCUUGA